Molecule: messenger RNA, 1879 nt
Organism: Solanum stenotomum
Lineage: Eukaryota; Viridiplantae; Streptophyta; Magnoliopsida; Solanales; Solanaceae
Product: zinc finger CCCH domain-containing protein ZFN-like
Exons: 7
Coding region: 330-1631 (433 amino acids)
Molecular function (GO): mRNA binding; metal ion binding
Source: RefSeq, a predicted model, not a curated record
CUUCUCUUUUGGUUUUUUGUGUGGAGAGGAAAAAACACCUCCUUUUCCUUCUCCUUCUCUUUCUCUUUGUCUCUGUUUUUCCCCUCUUUUACUUUCUCACACCAUACCCCUUUUUUCUCUUCUAUCUCUGUGUUUUCAGUUUUUUUUUUCUUUGCUGCAUUUCAUCAAACACAAGGGGGGUGUUUUUAUUUUUUGUGUUUUUUGAAAUCAGUGAAAAAGUUGGUCGGAAUUAAUGGAAAUUCCGGUGAUGGGUUGUUGUUAAUGGAAGUAGUAGUAGUAGUAGAAGAAGAAUACUUCUAUUUUGCUUCUUAACCAUAAUCAUCAUCAUCAUGGAUUUUGAUGCCGGAAUUUCCUUGUCUGUGACUGAAGGACCUUCCUCUUUGUCACCGUCUCUCGACCAAGACACUUUGUGGCAGAUGAAUUUGAGAUCAAGGGAUUCAAUUGAGUCGGGACAUUAUCCUGUCCGUGAAGGCGAACCAGAUUGUUCCUACUACAUCAGAACUGGUCUCUGUAGGUUUGGAUCAACUUGCCGGUUCAACCAUCCUCCUAAUAGGAAGCUGGCCAUCGCCACUGCAAGGAUGAAAGGAGAGUAUCCAGAAAGAAUAGGACAACCAGAAUGCCAGUACUUCUUGAAAACGGGAACUUGCAAAUUUGGAGCCACUUGCAAAUUUCACCAUCCUAAAGACAAGGCUGGGAUUGCUGGAAGAGUUACCCUAAAUGUCUUGGGCUAUCCACUUCGCCCGAAUGAGUCUGAAUGUGCUUAUUACAUGAGAACUGGACAGUGCAAGUUUGGAAGUACCUGUAAAUUUCACCAUCCCCAACCUUCUAACAUGAUGGUCUCCUUACGUGGUUCUCCUGUUUAUCCUCCCGUUCCUUCUGCAACAACUCCUGGUCAGCUGUCCUAUCCCUUGUCUAGAGGUUCUUUUAUCCCUGGUGCACGCUGGCAAGGUCCUUCAGGUUACACUCCAUUGAUAGUGCCUCAGGGAGUAGUAUCAGUUCCAGGAUUUGCAUACAGUGGUCAGAUGGGCUCAGUUUCUUCUCCUGAGGGCCAGGGACAGACAGCUGGAAAUAACCAGGUCUAUGGAACUUCACGAUCCAGUGAUCCAGCGACCAUGGGAUCCCAAGGAGUCACUUCCCCAUAUCGUCAAACUUCUGGUCCUAUGGGGUACUAUGCAUUGCAAGGGGAGAAUGUCUUCCCUGAACGACCUGGACAGCCUGAAUGCCAGUUUUACAUGAAGACCGGAGACUGCAAGUUUGGUGCUGUUUGUAGAUUCCAUCAUCCAAGGGAAAGGCUUAUUCCUCCUCCUGAUUGUCUGCUAAGUCCCAUUGGACUUCCUUUACGCCCUGGAGAACCAUUGUGUAUUUUCUAUUCCAGAUAUGGGAUCUGCAAAUUUGGCCCAAGUUGCAAGUUUGAUCACCCAAUGACGGUUUUCACUUAUAGUAUCGCAGCAUCAUCAACUACUGAUGCUCCUACAGUUCAGCGUCUAUUGGGUUCAUCAUCAGGAACCAGUGCAUUGAACAUGACUUCAGAAGGGCUUGUUGAAGCAGUUUCAACGAAGCCCAGGCGACUGUCACUCUCAGAAACAAGAAAGAUGCCGUCUGGUGAUAAUAACAUUGACAGAGAAGGGUGAUAUUUAUUCACCAAUUACCAGCCAGCAUCAUCAUUUUCUAUCUUUUUGAGAAUCACUAACAGUUGCCUGUAAAUUCUUUUCCAUCGGUGGAGAUGUACAGAAUCCAGUAAAAAUCUCAAUUUAUUCUUCUGAAAAUGCAUUUCAGUCGAUAAAGUUGACAUAUCUGUACUUUCACUUUGGAGCAAUGUAUAAAUCUGCCGAUGUUGGCACAUAUUGGUGAAUCCAACUGUUAAUUAUUCAACCGCCAA